Molecule: messenger RNA, 1249 nt
Organism: Aspergillus caelatus
Lineage: Eukaryota; Fungi; Ascomycota; Eurotiomycetes; Eurotiales; Aspergillaceae
Exons: 2
Coding region: 164-1042 (292 amino acids)
Biological process (GO): retrograde vesicle-mediated transport, Golgi to endoplasmic reticulum
Source: RefSeq, a predicted model, not a curated record
CUACUCAACAGGUCGUUAUCUAUAAGGCUGUGCCAACUCACUAGCUGGUACUAGCGCAUCGUGCACAUACUACAUACCAAUCAAUACAGUAAUUGAACUUUAUAGUACGCACCGAAUCCUACUCGAAGUCGAUCAAAACAGUCAAUUCACAAAUUCCCCGAGAAUGUCUUCAGCAGAAGAGUCGCCAGCUCAGCGAGCAGCUCGUCUCCGACGCGAGCGUCGUGAAGCUAAAAUCAAAGAGGGUGGUGCAGCGCGUUUGGAUAAGAUUACUAGUCUCAGCGGACGCACACCCACAAGUAUGCGUGAAGAGACAUCGCCAUCUCCCCAGCCCCCUGCGCAGAUUUCUUCCACACCGGAGACAGAAAAGCCUCAAUCGCAACCAGCACCGGCACCAGCAUCAGCGCCAGCCCAACCAACGUCGAACCCCGAACCCCAGUCUCCCGAAAACCUACAAGCACAACAGGAGUUAUUCCGCGCCCUUCUCCGCCAAGGUGGACCAUCAUCAUCUGAGCAGGGCCCUCAGGAAGAGGAUCCCACCAUGCAAAUGCUCAAUACCUUAAUGGCAGGAAUGAAUGGGCAAGAUCAGGCUCCUGGUGGAGCUCCUGGUGGAGCUGCUGGCGGUCCAUCACCAGCCGAUCUCAUAUCUGCCCUUGGACUCCCUCCAUUUGUCGCGGAUCUUCUUGGAGCUGCAACUCACAAACCGACUGAUGAGGAGAAGAAGGAGGUCCGGACAUGGAAAGUUCUGCACGUACUGUUCGCGGUGGCUAUCGGGAUUUACUUGCUCAUGCUCAUUGGAACGUCAGUUUCUACCUACGGUAGCCAGCCACCACCCCCUGCCACUGCACAGAACCCAUUCCUUUACUUUACAACGGGGGAAGUUGUGUUGACUGGCGCGAGAUUAAUGAGCAAGGGCCGGACUGGGACGGCUGCCGGGAUAAUGCUCUGGCUUCAACUCUUCCAGGACAUAGUCCGCGACGGUAGCCUUGUUGUGUUCUUACUGGGGAUGGGCGCUUGGUGGAGCCGUGAGUGGACGGCCUAUUAAGCAUGAUUGAUGUUGUUGGUCGUUAUGCGCGUUACAACUGUUAUUUUGUUCUUUUCUCUUCGGAUCUUGCAUUGUAAGCUGUGAUGGUAUUCAUAUGAAAAGCAACGGCAACUGAAGCUAUGACCUCCUGUCUUAUAGUUUGAAUGUGUUAAUCACUUACUUGUCAUUAUUGGCACCACCGUACAAUAUACUUCACUCUCACUUCUA